Molecule: messenger RNA, 1521 nt
Organism: Exophiala bonariae
Lineage: Eukaryota; Fungi; Ascomycota; Eurotiomycetes; Chaetothyriales; Herpotrichiellaceae
Gene: GND1
Product: phosphogluconate dehydrogenase (decarboxylating) gnd1
Exons: 4
Coding region: 1-1521 (506 amino acids)
Biological process (GO): pentose-phosphate shunt, oxidative branch; pentose-phosphate shunt
Cellular component (GO): cytosol
Molecular function (GO): NADP binding; phosphogluconate dehydrogenase (decarboxylating) activity
Source: RefSeq, a predicted model, not a curated record
AUGUCUCAAGCAGUUGCGCGACUGGCCAACCUCAAGGUUGGCUCUGCGCAGUCCGAACCCAGUGGUGAUUUCGGUCUCAUCGGCCUUGCCGUCAUGGGCCAGAAUUUGAUUCUCAACGCUGCCGAUCAUGGCUUCACCGUGGUCGCCUUCAACCGAACCGUUUCCAAGGUCGACCGCUUCCUCGAGAACGAGGCAAAGGGCAAAUCCAUCGUUGGCUCCCACUCCAUCGAAGAGUUUGUCUCCAAGCUCAAGAAGCCCCGCCGUAUCAUGCUCUUGGUCAUGGCCGGCCCAGCCGUCGAUGAUUUCAUUGAGAAGCUGCUCCCAUUCGUCGAGAAGGGAGAUAUCAUCAUCGACGGUGGAAACUCCCACUACCCAGACAGCAACCGCCGAACCAAGUAUCUUGCUGAGAAGGGUCUCCGAUUCGUCGGAACCGGUGUUUCCGGUGGUGAGGAAGGUGCUCGUUAUGGUCCUUCUCUCAUGCCUGGUGGUAACGAGGAAGCUUGGCCUUUCAUCAAGGACGUCUUCCAGAGCAUUGCUGCCAAGUCUGAUGGUGAACCCUGCUGCGAUUGGGUCGGUGACGAGGGUGCUGGUCACUACGUCAAGAUGGUCCACAACGGUAUUGAAUAUGGUGACAUGCAGUUGAUCUGCGAGGCCUAUGAUGUUAUGAAGCGUGGUCUUGGUAUGAGCUACAAGGAGAUGGGUGACGUCUUUGCCGAAUGGAACAAGGGCGUCCUCGACUCCUUCUUGAUCGAGAUCACUCGUGAUGUCCUACGCUACAACGAUGAUGAUGGAACCCCACUUGUCGAGAAGAUUCUCGACUCUGCUGGUCAAAAGGGUACCGGUAAAUGGACUGCCAUCAACGCUCUCGACCUUGGUAUGCCUGUCACCUUGAUUGGUGAGGCUGUCUUCGCUCGUUGCUUGUCCUCUAUCAAGGAAGAGCGUGGUCGCGCUGCCAAGGUCCUUAAAGGACCCGAACCUAAAUUCACUGGAGACCGAGCUCAAUUCCUCAAGAACCUUGAGCAGGCUCUGUAUGCCUCCAAGAUCAUUUCAUAUGCUCAAGGUUUCAUGUUGAUGCAAACUGCCGCCAAGCAGUAUGGCUGGAAACUCAACAAGCCAUCCAUUGCUCUCAUGUGGCGUGGUGGUUGUAUCAUCCGAUCCGUCUUCUUGAAGGACAUCACUGCUGCUUACCGCGCUGAGCCCGAGUUGGAGAAUCUUCUGUUCAAUGACUUCUUCAACAAGGCCAUCCACAAUGCUCAAGACGGAUGGAGAGAUGUCGUAGCCUUCUCUGUCAAGGCCGGUAUCCCCACCCCUGCUUUCAGCACUGCCCUCGCCUUCUUCGACGGUUACCGCACCAAGGAUCUCCCUGCCAAUCUUCUCCAAGCUCAACGUGAUUACUUCGGUGCCCACACCUUCCAGGUCAAGCCCGAGUAUGUCAACGAUAAAUACAAGGCUGGUUCCUACACCCACGUCAACUGGACCGGUCGUGGAGGAAACAUCUCUGCUUCCCAGUAUAACGCAUAA